AUGCCCAGAAAGAAAGCUGCCGCUGCUGACGCGUCGACGAAGCCUGUGUCGACGAGGACGACGCGCUCGAAGACAGCUGCUGCUCGAGCCCCUACACCUGCGCCCCCUGCGCCCGCGCUCGCACCCGCACCCGCUGCGGCCCCUCUAUCGAAAAGGAAGGGAAAGGCCAAACGGGCACGCCCCGACUCUGAUAACGAAGAUGCCGACGACGAUGUUCCCGACACCAAAAAGGCCAAGAUCGACGAUGCGGCUGCAUCCCAGGAGGACGACAAGCCCGAGCCACCGAAGAAGAUGGUUACCGUGAUCAAGAGAGGUGCCGCGCCCGUCGACCCCGUCUCCGGUAUGGUUGCUACCCACGAGGUGUUCGCCAAUGAAGAGGCCAUCUGGGACGCGGCGCUCAACCAGACCGACGUCGGAAAGAACGCGAACAAGUUCUACUUCAUCCAGCUCCUGCAUCCCAUCGGGGAUCGGAGCACUUGCACGCUCUUCACGCGCUGGGGGCGCGUGGGCGAGAAUGGGCAGAUGCAGAAGAAGGGCCCCUUUGCCGCCUCCUUCGCUGUGGGCGAAUUCAAGAAGCAGUUCAAGGCCAAGGCCGGCGUGGAUUGGGAACAGCGCCAGGGCAUGGUUGCGAAGAAAGGGAAAUACCAAUGGCUCGAACGUUCGUUCGAGGACGACGAAGACGAUAAUGACAACAACGGUUCCGGCGAAGGCUCCUCUUCUCAGAAGGAGAAGGAGGAGCCGGAGAAAAUUCCCGACUCUAUCUUGGCUGCAGAGAUUCAGGCCCUCUGCAGACUCAUAUUCUCUGCAUCGCUCAUUCAAGCCACCUUGUCCUCCAUGAAUUACGACGCGAACAAGCUCCCGCUGGGAAAACUCGCAAAGGGAACCAUCCUGAGCGGUUUCGCGGCGCUGAAGACCCUGUCCGAGGUCAUCUCUCAGCCUGACGGAGACACCGCGAAAAGCUUGGGCGGCUUUCGCGACGCGGUAGACACGCUAACUGGGCGAUACUAUUCCGUUAUCCCCCACGUGUUCGGGAGGAACAGACCUACCAUCAUUAGCGAUAUGACGAUGCUGAAGAAGGAACUCGAGCUUGUCGAUGCGCUCGGCGACAUGGAAGUUGCAUCGAAGCUCAUCGCUUCGACGGUGCACAAAGACGCGAGCGGGAAGCCCGUUAAUCCCAUCGACGCGCACUUCCGCUCUCUCAGCCUGUCCAGCAUGGACCCGGUCGCGCGGAGCAGCAAGGAGUUCACCGCGCUCGAGGCGUAUGCGCGCGAUACGCACGGCUCAACGCACCACUAUCGCGUUGACCUCUUGAAUGUGUUUCGCGUCGAAAGGCAGAGCGAGACUGAUGCGUGGAUGAAUUCGGGCUUUGACAAGCUUCAGGACGGGGAGCGCCUCUUGCUCUGGCAUGGCUCGCGUUCGACCAACUUUGCAGGUAUUCUCAAGCAGGGGUUACGUAUUGCUCCACCGGAAGCUCCUGCCACUGGAUAUAUGUUCGGGAAAGGUGUUUAUUUCGCCGAUAUGAUGUCCAAAUCUGCAAACUACUGCCAUGCUCAUAUGAGCGACAACACGGGCCUGCUGCUCCUCUGCGAAGUCGCCGCACAGCCCUUCUUUGAGCAGCACAACGCCAACUACGACGCAGACCAGGGCUGCAAGGCCGCCAGUGCUCUAUGCACGAAGGGGCUCGGACGCACGCAGCCGGCAGAAUGGCAGGACGCUGGCAACACCCUGGAGAACGACGCGCUGAAAGGGUGUCAUAUGCCCAAGGGGCCGGGUAAGGACGUCAACGACCCAGGGGUUUACCUGCAGUACAACGAGUAUAUCGUGUACGACGCUUCGCAGAUACGUGUGCGGUAUCUGUUAAUGGUGAAGAUGGGUUGA
Molecule: messenger RNA, 1878 nt
Organism: Sparassis crispa
Lineage: Eukaryota; Fungi; Basidiomycota; Agaricomycetes; Polyporales; Sparassidaceae
Exons: 20
Coding region: 1-1878 (625 amino acids)
Molecular function (GO): NAD+ poly-ADP-ribosyltransferase activity
Source: RefSeq, a predicted model, not a curated record